AUGGAGGAGGUGGAGGUGGCCAACAGCGCGGCGGUGGAGAGCUGCCACAAGUUGCUGGCCUUGCUCUCCCAGCAGCAGGACCCAGCCCUGCUCAGGAGCAUAGCUUCAGAGACGGGUGAGGCCUGUGCCAAGUUCAGGAAGGUGGUCUCCCUCCUCAGCAAUGGCGGUGGCGGCAGGGGAGGGCAUGCUAGAGGCAGGUUCUCCAGGAGAAGGAAGCCCGUGGGGUUCCUGAGCCAGAAAGGCUUCUUGGAGAGCAGCAGCAACACCCCAUUGGGGGUGCUCAUGUCCGGGAGUGCAGCCACUCCAUCCCCAUCUGCUGGUUCGGCAGGGCAACUGCGGCCCCAGGUCGGCGCGCCGCCGCCGCCACGCAGCCUUGAUUUGGUCAGCUCAAGCAGCAAGAGCGCCCACCAGUUUGGCCCUCCGAAGAUGGUCCAGCCAUUGUCUGUGCAGUUCCAGUUUGGUGCCACUGCACAUAGAUACCCAUUCCAGCAGCAGCAGCAGAAUUUACAGGCCCAAAUGUUCAAGAGGAGCAACAGUGGGAUCAGCCUGAAGUUUGAUACCCCCAGUGGCGGCGCUGGGACAAUCUCAUCGCCGAGGUCUUUCAUGUCCUCCCUGAGCAUGGAUGGCAGUGUAGCUAGCUUGGAUGGAAAGCCGCCGAUGCGUUUGCUCGGCGGCCCGGCUGCGAGCGACCCACUGAAUGUGCGCCAAUGCGCGCCUAAGCGGCGGUGUGCGGGCAGGGGUGAGGAUGGCAGCGGCAAGUGCACCACAGGUGGCAAAUGUCAUUGCUCAAAAAGAAGGAAAUUACGGAUUAAGAGGUCGAUUAAAGUGCCCGCCAUUAGCAACAAAAUAUCUGAUAUACCUCCGGAUGAAUACUCAUGGCGGAAGUACGGGCAGAAGCCGAUUAAGGGUUCCCCUCAUCCGAGGGGCUACUAUAAAUGCAGCACCGUCAGGGGCUGCCCGGCGAGGAAGCAUGUUGAGCGGUGCGUGGACGAGCCGGCGAUGCUCAUCGUGACGUACGAAGGCGAGCACAGCCAUAACCGGCUGCCAACACAGUCUGCCCAGACCUAG
Messenger RNA from Triticum turgidum subsp. durum (durum wheat), 1068 nucleotides. The record is from the annotation of a GenBank genome assembly. Lineage: Eukaryota; Viridiplantae; Streptophyta; Magnoliopsida; Poales; Poaceae.